UUCGUGACAGAUUGAAGAAAAAAUAAACAUGUUACAAUGCAACUUACACUAAGCUAUACACCCCCUGUCUUGUAACAAUGUGAAUAUUUUGAAGAGGGAGGGGAGAGAGGAGUGCGAGUGCGGGAGAGAAAGAGAGAGAGAGAGUGCGAGAGAAAGGAGGAGAAGGAGGGGGGCGUUCUGAAAUAAUAUAGUCAGCCAUUUUUUAUGUAAGGGGAUUUUUCUUAUUGGGGGGGUUGUUAAAAAAUAAAUAUAAGGGCGGCCAUCUUUGUUUCUCUGCCUUGUAGUGUAAAAUAUUCCAAAACGCCCCCCACUUUUUUGUGUGUCGAUUUGAAUAUUAAAUAAAUAUCAUUAUUCGGGAGGAACACUCUUUUUGAUUUCGAGGACGGGGUCGGUGACAGGAAUAUAAUGUCCUCUCCUCUACGGUCCUGUGAGGAAGAUGAGGGCAUGUUGGCUAAUUCCGAGGGAGGAGAUUUUGAUGAAGAAGAAGAGGACGACGGAGACCUAGACGAGAACGCAAGCGACAUACACUCGCCGGCGGCGCCUAGAGAAACUGCAACACUAGCCGCGCCAGAUGACUGUGAGGAUGGUGGGGACACGUCAGACAGAGAGAGCGUGGGGAAGAAGAAGCGAGCCCCCAAGAACAAGAAGAAGACGACCAAGAAGAAAGACAAGGAGAAAGACGGCAAAGCGGCCAAAGUCCGCAAGCGCAAAAAAAUUGAAAGCGACGUAGACUCAGAGAGAGAAAGAGCGAGGGACUCUGACACAAGGGACUUUGGUGAGAACUCUGACAGUGCAGCCAGUGACCUUGGAGGAGAGAAGAAGAAAAAGAAGAAACACAAAGAGAAGAAGGAGAAAAAGACUAAAAAGAAAAAGAAAGAGGAUGGCGACAGUGGCCAGGAGGAAACGGUUAAGAAACCUGUGGAGCAGAAGACCUCUGCGGAGCUGGCCAAAGACUGGGGCUUGGAAGAUGUGGAUCACACCUUCACUGAGGAGGACUACCGCACCCUCACCAACUACAAGGCCUUCAGCCAGUUCAUGAGGCCGAUGAUAGCCAAGAAGAACCCCAAGAUCCCCAUGUCCAAGAUGAUGACCAUCCUGGGGGCCAAGUGGCGGGAGUUCAGCCAAAACAACCCCUUCAAGGGCUCGGCGGCCGCCGUGGCAGCAGCUGCAGCAGCAGCGGCAGCAGCCGUAGCCGAGCAGGUCUCCGCCGCCGCCAGCGUCCCCUCCCCCGAGCCCCCGCCUCCCCAGCCGCCGCCGCUGCGCAAGGCCAAAACCAAAGAGGGCAAAGGCCCGGGCUACAAGAAGCGGAGCAAGAGCCCUCGUGUCCCCGACAAGAAGGCCAAGGCUGCGGCUGCCGCCGCCGCUGCUGCUGCCACUGCCGCCGCUGCCGCUGCCGCUGCCGCUGCCGCUGCCGCCGCUGCCAAGGCCAAGAAGAUGGCUCCCCUGCGCAUCAAGCUGGGGGCCCUGGGGCCCAAGAGGAAGAAGAGCAGCUCAAGUGAGGAGGUGGAUGAGGAGGACUCGGAGCAGGAGAACUCCAGCGUCCACAGCUCCUCCGUACGCUCCGACAGCUCCGGCCGCGCCAAGAAGAACAAGAGAGGACGACCCAAGAAGAAGAAGAAAAGUAACAUGGUGGGCGAUGAGGAUGGCGAGGGCUACGAGACGGACCACCAGGACUACUGUGAGGUGUGCCAGCAGGGCGGGGAGAUCAUCCUGUGCGACACCUGCCCCCGUGCCUACCACCUGGUCUGCCUGGAGCCCGAGCUGGAGAAGGCCCCCGCCGGCAACUGGAGCUGCCCCCACUGCGAGAAGGAGGGCAUCCAGUGGGAGGCAAAGGACGAGGACUUUGAGGAGUUUGAGGAGGAGGCCGACGAGUCUUUGGCGGCAGACUCGGUAGCAGCGGCGGCAGCGGCAGCAGCAGCAGCAGCCGGGGAGGAGGAGGAGGACGAUGACCACAUGGAGUUCUGCCGCGUCUGUAAAGACGGAGGAGAGCUGCUCUGCUGCGACUCCUGCCCCUCCUCCUACCACAUCCACUGCCUCAACCCGCCCCUGCCCGAGAUACCCAACGGGGAGUGGUUGUGCCCGCGUUGCACGUGUCCACCCAUCAAAGGGCGUGUCCAGAAGAUCCUCCACUGGCGGUGGGGUGAGCCUCCUCCUCCGGUGCCCGUUCCACCUGAUCCAGACGCACCCCCAGACGCACCCCCUCCUCCCCCCAUGAAGGGCCGGGCGGAGAGGGAGUUCUUUGUCAAGCUGGCGGGGCAGUCCUACUGGCACUGUACCUGGAUCACAGAGCUGCAGCUGGAGAUUUUCCACUCGGUGAUGUUCCGCAACUACCAGCGCAAGACAGACAUGGACGAGCCGCCCAGCCUGGACUACGGCUCGGGCAACGAGGAGGAGGCGGCCAAGCACGAGAAGCGGCGCGCCAAGGACCCGCAGUUCGCCGAGCUGGACGAGAAGUACUUCAAGUACGGCAUCAAGCCUGAAUGGAUGAUGAUCCAUCGUAUAAUCAACCACAGUGUGGAUAAGAAGGGGGGAUACCACUACUUGGUCAAGUGGAGAGACCUGACCUAUGACCAGUGCACAUGGGAGAGAGAUGAUCUGGAUAUUCCAGACUUCAGUGUGCACAAGUCAGCCUAUUGGAAACACAGGGAUGAGAUCCUGAAGGAGGACACUGACAAGCCAAGGAAGAGGCGGAGAGAAGAGGACAGUGAGGAGAAUGACGACGAAGUGCCCCGGACGCCCGUCACUGACCCCACCAUUAAGUAUGAGGAGCAGCCGGACUUUGUGACGGUGACGGGCGGCACGCUGCACCUGUACCAGCUGGAGGGCCUGAACUGGCUGCGCUUCUCCUGGGCACAAGGCACCGACACCAUCCUGGCCGACGAGAUGGGCCUGGGCAAGACCAUCCAGACCAUCGUCUUCCUCUACUCGCUAUUCAAAGAGGGCCACACUAAGGGACCAUUCCUGGUGAGUGCCCCUCUGUCCACCAUCAUUAAUUGGGAGCGGGAGUUUGAGAUGUGGGCGCCAGACUUCUACGUGGUGACCUACACGGGGGACAAGGACAGCAGGGCCAUCAUCCGGGAGAACGAGUUCACCUUCGACGACACGGCUGUCAAGGGAGGGAAGAAAGCCUUCAAAAUACGGCGAGAGGCACCCAUCAAGUUCCACGUGCUCCUGACCUCCUAUGAACUGGUGACCAUCGACCAGACUGCACUCAAGUCCAUCGACUGGGCCUGUCUAGUGGUGGACGAGGCCCAUCGCCUCAAGAACAACCAGUCCAAGUUUUUCAGGAGGCUGAACGAUUACAAAAUCGACCACAAGCUGCUGCUGACGGGCACGCCACUGCAGAACAAUCUAGAAGAGCUGUUCCAUCUGCUCAACUUCCUCACGCCCAACCGCUUCAAUAACCUGGAGGGCUUCCUGGAGGAGUUUGCGGACAUCUCCAAGGAGGACCAGAUCAAGAAGCUGCACGACCUGCUGGGGCCCCACAUGCUCAGAAGGCUCAAGGCCGACGUCUUCAAGAACAUGCCCGCCAAGACGGAGCUCAUCGUCCGCGUGGAGCUCAGCCCCAUGCAGAAAAAAUACUACAAGUUCAUCUUGACGCGGAAUUUCGAGGCCCUGAACUCCAAGGGGGGCGGCAACCAGGUGUCCCUGCUCAACAUCAUGAUGGACCUGAAGAAAUGCUGCAACCAUCCCUACCUCUUCCCUGCUGCCUCCAUGGAAGCUCCUAAGACCCCCAGUGGGGCGUAUGAAGGUGUGGCCCUGACCAAGUCGUCGGGGAAACUGACGCUGCUGCAGAAGAUGCUGAGGAAGCUGAAGGAGCAGGGCCACCGAGUGCUGCUCUUCUCACAGAUGACAAAGAUGCUGGACCUGCUGGAGGACUUCCUGGACUUCGAGGGCUACAAGUAUGAGAGGAUAGACGGGGCCAUCACCGGAGCACUCCGACAGGAGGCCAUCGACAGGUUCAACGCUCCGGGUGCCUGUCAGUUCUGUUUCCUGCUCUCCACACGGGCGGGAGGUCUGGGCAUCAACUUGGCCACCGCAGACACCGUCGUCAUCUUCGACUCAGACUGGAAUCCCCACAACGACAUUCAGGCGUUCAGCCGAGCGCACCGCAUCGGGCAGGCCAACAAGGUGAUGAUCUACCGCUUUGUGACGCGGGCCUCGGUGGAGGAGCGCAUCACGCAGGUGGCCAAGCGCAAGAUGAUGCUGACCCACCUGGUGGUGCGGCCAGGCCUGGGCUCCAAGGCAGGCUCCAUGACCAAGCAGGAGCUCGAUGACAUCCUCAAGUUUGGUACCGAGGAGCUCUUCAAGGACGAACUCGAGGCUAUGAGAGGACAAAGAAGCACAUAUCACGCUGGGGGGGACAAGGACAGGGACGAGGACGUCAGCGUGAUCCACUAUGACAGCGUGGCCAUCGAGAGGCUGCUGGACCGCAGUCAGGACGCCACCGACGACACGGACAUGCAGAACAUGAACGAGUACCUGAGCUCCUUCAAGGUGGCCCAGUACAUGGUGCGGGAGGAGGACAAGAUUGAGGAGAUAGAGCGUGAGAUCAUCAAGCAGGAGGAGAACGUGGACCCGGACUACUGGGAGAAGCUGCUGAGGCACCACUACGAGCAGCAGCAGGAGGACCUGGCCAGGAACCUGGGCAAGGGCAAGAGGGUCCGCAAGCAGGUCAACUACAACGACGCAGCGCAGGAGGACCAAGAGUGGCAUGCUGAUAUUUCAGAUAACCAGUCAGAGUACUCAGUGGGCUCGGAGGAAGAGGACGAGGACUUUGACGAGAGGCCAGAAGGACGUAGACAGUCUCGGCGGCAGCUCCGAAAUGAGAAGGAUAAACCACUGCCCCCUCUCUUGGCCAGGGUGGGGGGUAACCUUGAGGUGUUGGGCUUCAACACGCGUCAGAGGAAGGCCUUCCUGAACGCGGUGAUGAGGUGGGGGAUGCCGUCUCAGGACGCCUUCUCAUCACAGUGGCUCGUCAGGGACCUCCGCGGCAAAUCAGAGAAGGAGUUCAAGGCCUAUGUGUCCCUCUUCAUGCGUCACCUGUGUGAGCCGGUGCACGACGGCUCGGAGACGUUUGCAGACGGCGUGCCACGGGAGGGGCUGUGUCGGCAGCCGGUGCUCACCAGGAUCGGGGUCAUGUCACUGGUCAAGAAGAAGGUACAGGAGUUUGAGCACAUCAAUGGCAAGUGCAGCAUGCCGGAGCUGAAGCCUGAGCUGCUUCUCAGCAGCGACUCCAAGAAGUCCUCACGCGCCUCCUCACCAGCCAUCAACACCUCCACCCCCACACCUGAGCCCAGCACCAAUACCACGCCAUGCACCUCCAAACCAGCCACUCCUGCUCCAAUAGACAAGCCUGAGAAGAACGGCAAGGAGGGAGAGAAAGAAGGAGAGGCGGAUGGCCAGCCGGACUCGGAGAAGGAGAAAGAGAAGGAUAAGGAUAAGGACAAGGAGAAAGAGAAAGACAAAGAGAAGAGCAAAGACACUGAGGCCGAGAACAGCACUGACAAGACUGACAAUGCAGAGCCCAGCAACGCCACUAAGGAGGGGACGCAGGAAACGCCCGCUAAGGCCGCCGUCGCCACGGCCACCACGGCCACCGACAAGCCCAGCAGCUCGACGGAGGAGGAGGCCAGCAGCCUGACCACCUCCACCUCGGCCGCGGCCACCGCGCCUACCACAGCAGACGAAGCCAAACCGGCAGAGACGUCAGCAGAAGCAAAGUCUUCACCUCCUCCACCACCUCCCCCUCCACCUCCACCUCCUCCACCCCUGCCUGGGGACAAGAAGGAAAAAGGAGGAGGAGGAGGAGGAGAGGAAAAGAAGGACAAGAAGGAGGAAGAGGAGGAGGAUGGAGAGAAGAAGGAGAAGGAGAAGAAGGGAGGGGAGCUGGAGGCGUCUUCUGAGAAGAGCAAACAGGAGGGGGGUGCAGGCUCCGGUGGGGACGGUGACUCGCCGGAUGUCAAAGACGAGAAGCCAGAGGACGGUGAGCGGACAGAGAAGGCGAAGGCCGAGGGAGAGGAGAAGGAGAAGGAGAAGAGCGAAGACACCUCUUCUGUCGCUGCUGACAACAAGGCCAGUGACAACAACAACGACAAGAAGGACAGCUCGUCCCCAGCGGCCUCGGAGGUCAAGAAAGAGGAGGCCAAGGGUGAGAAGGACGGUUCAAAAGAGGUCAAGGGGGUGAAGGAGGACACGACGGCAGCAGCAGCAGUCACAGCAGCGGUCACGGCCACAGCCACAGCAACAGUAACCCGGGGCAACGGGAAGGUGGAGCGACCACGCUUUAUGUUCAACAUCGCGGAUGGAGGCUUCACAGAGCUGCACACUCUCUGGCAGAACGAGGAGCGGGCGGCCAUCCAGUCAGGCAAGAUGAACGAGAUCUGGCACCGGCGCCACGACUUCUGGCUGCUGGCAGGCAUCGUGCUCCAUGGUUACGCGCGGUGGCAGGACAUCCAGAGUGACCCGCAUUUUGCCAUCGUCAACGAGCCCUUCAAGACGCAGGCCAAUAAGGGCAACUUCCUGGAGAUGAAGAAUAAGUUCCUGGCGCGGCGGUUUAAGCUGCUGGAGCAGGCGCUGGUGAUCGAGGAGCAGCUGCGCCGGGCGGCCUACCUGAACAUGACGCAGGAGCCCACGCACCCGGCCAUGGCCCUGAACGCCCGCUUCGCAGAGGUGGAGUGCCUGGCCGAGUCCCACCAGCACCUUUCCAAGGAGUCGCUCGCCGGAAACAAGCCCGCCAACGCCGUCCUGCACAAGGUGUUGAACCAGUUGGAGGAGCUGCUGAGUGACAUGAAGGCGGACGUGACGCGGCUGCCGGCCACACUGUCCCGCGUGCCGCCCAUCACCGCUCGCCUCCAGAUGUCCGAGAGGAGCAUCCUCAGCCGCCUGGCUAACAAGGGCACCGAGACACACACGCCGCCGCCGAUCCCGCCGGGCCCCUACGCCACCCCUCAUAACUACGGGGCCCCCUUCACCCCCGCGCCACCAGGGGGCAUGCCUCUGGGGCCCGCCAGCUACAGCCAGAUGCCCCCCGGCUCCUUCAUAUCAGUGCUUAACGGGCCUCCCAUGUCGGUGAAGAAGGAGCAGCGUGAGGCGGAGCUGAUGAUGUCCCAGCGGGGGAGGGGAGACCUGCGGCCCACUGGAGAGGUCAUCUGCAUCGACGACUAGAACCCACCUAACACCCCCAACACCACAAGACCCUCACGUACACCUCAGACACACACACACAUACACACACACACACACACACACACACACACACACACACACACACACACACACACACACACACACACACUUCUCUCAAGGCCCUCACAUACACCUCAGAGACCCCCAACAUUACUCUCUCACACACACACACAAACACACACACACAUACACACACACUCUCAAGACCCUCAGUCUCUCUCUCUCUCUCUCUCUCUCUCUCUCUCUCUCUCUCUCUCUCUCUCUCUCUCUCUCUCUCUCUCUCUCUCUCUCUCUCUCUCUCUCUCUCUCUCUCUCUCUCUCUCUCUCUCUCACUCACUCUCUCACACACACACACACACACACAGACGCGUGACGCGCAGACACACAUAUACACACACACUUACAUACAUCCCGCACGCAUAUACUGUACGCAGUCACACACACCCAUACUGUACACAUUGUCCAUACAGUACACACACACACACACACACACACACAGCUGGGUCGUGCUCUGUUUCCAUGAAGAUUCAUUACCCCUUGAAUGUUUUUGCAUAGAUUAUAGGGACAUGCACACAGUCACAUGUAAAAAAAAACCCAUUUAACACUUGCACACACGCCCACACAUAAACACACACACACACACACACAUGCAUACACUUGCACACAGACUCAUGUAUAUUCAUGACUAAGUCCAAAAGCAUCUGCUUCUACAAUCUCCUCAGACUCGCCAUCAUGUUGCACAAACUAGCUUACAAAUGCAAACACACACACACACACACACACACACUCCAAUUGCACACAUAUUUGUGGUCCACACAGUAUCGCAAUCUGUUCUCCUCUUCCCUUCCCUCCUCUCCUCUCCUCUCCGUCUCUUAUUUGUUUCACUCUAUCUGCCUCGAAGCAACUGAUCUCUCCAUCCCAGAAACCAGUUGGCGUACACACAUGCACAUACACACAUAAACAAACACACGUGUGCACACACGCUCGCAAACACUUCCGCUACCCUCCCAGCCCGCCAACAAGAUGCUAACAAAAACAUAACCCUCAUGUCGCUAUCUUGCCAGUGACCGUAACACGAAACUGCAUGACUGUAUGUGAAAAAAAAGAAAAAAUUAGGAAAAAAAACACAUUUUUGCCUCCAUUGACCGCCAUUAGUGUUUCCCUACAGGCAUGCUUCACUGACUUAGAGAAACUUCUUUCUUCGCUCGCCUUUCACCCUCACCGCCCUCACACAUCAGGACAAGGACCGCUCACAUAGUCACACAGCUCCCUCUCUUAUGCUCUAAGACAAAUAAAAACCUACAUGAAAAAUAACAAAUAGCAAAUGUCUAAAUGAAUAUAAAAAAUAACAGUUAGCAUUGAUCGUCAAGCUAAUGCAUCAAAGCUGAAUUUCAGUGUAAAGAGGAGAAUAUGGUAUGUGUCCGUGUCACCAUGGCUCUCUCUUUCACUCUCACUGUCUAUUAAAACAAAUACGUAGUAAAACUUAGCUGUCAAUCAGCUAUUAUCUUUAAACCAAGGCUUUAUAGGUGACACUCUUGCAGAGAGAAGCAUGGAUGUCUCUUCCACCAUGCUAUUCACUCCUAAAAAAAAUCUAAACUUUAAUCUAAUAAUGACUGUCUUCAACAUCAAACCAAUGUAGGCUACAGCUGAGACUCAGACACGGGAUAGAUGUGUGCCUUAUAACACACUCAAAGAGCCAAACAGAAAAGCUAUGUCAUGGGCGCCCUUCUUUUGCAGUUAACUAGGAAUGGCUUGUACGAUAUAGCAUAGGGUGAGUUGGCAUCUUAUACAAAUUAGUGGUCGAUAGGGACAUUACUACCAUGUCUCAGUCCAAUAUGUACUUGUAUUGAAAGUGCAUCAUAUCGCUAUGUCAUGGAUCCGAUUUCUUGUAGCUGGAAUGUAAAAAACGAGUCCUUAUAUGGGCAAGAUUGUGCUACACGUAUCCCAUAAGGUCCGUAUUGUCCCCCUCUACACUAAACAGUCUAAGGCCGCCUGAAGUAGGCCUAUUCUGUGUCAGAUUGAAGUGUGGAAGUUCAGCAGUUUGCAGGGGAGGCACACACAGUCGUGACACGGCUCCGGGGUAAAUGUAGUCUGUUUGGGAAUGGAUAAAGAAAACGAGUUUUGUACAGUAAUUAAAAGACCUCAUCAGUGUACACUUUAAUGGCAGAACAAGGUGGCCCUCUCCCACAGAAUGUUUUGUUUUCGUAUGAGAGCGGCGAGGUAGUGCAGAGCUGUCCUUUUUACUUGCCUGCCCACCCACCAUGUCUCUUCUCUUUCAAACCUAAUAUUCACCCCGCACCACAACCUCAUCUUGACCUCUCUCCUCUAGACACACACUCACACACAGACACACAGACACACACACACACACACACACAAACACACACACACAGCAUCCCUCGCUACCCCAUGCCUCCUCCUCCUCUUCCCCCGACGCUCUCCUGCUUUCUUGUUUAUUUUCCAUGGUUUCUACUGCUCCUUUUUACAAGACUCUGUGAUUAUUGUUUUGCAUAAUAUUUAAACUCGGUUCCGAAUGUGUUCUUGUGUGUUUAUUUCUUAUUACCAGUACGGUUAUUACUAUUAUCAUGGUCGCCGUUGCUGUCCUCGACAUUGUCAUUGCUAUUUCAAACUAUAAAGCUUCUACCAAAAUUAAAAAAGAAGAUAAAUAAAUCCAGAUAAAACAAAAAAAACAAAAUGUUAACAAUUUUAGACGUUACUGUUGCUAGUUCCAACAUUGUUUCUCUCUACUCCGAACAUCAUAUAACCGCCACUGGACGAGGAGGUUGAACGAACUUCGGAAAAAUAUUAGUAAACAUAAAAAAAAUUAAAAAGCCUUUUUGUUCUUGCUUGAACUCUCUACAGUACAGAGGGUGGCCCUCACUAAAUAACCCAGGCUGGAGACGUGUCGAGAGUGUAACACAGUAGUGCUAUUCUCCAAAAUACAGCAAGCUUACAUAAAAAGAAAACGAUAGUCUCGAGAAAAAGUCUCCGAGGCGAAAAGUAUUUUUUGAAGUCUUUUGUUUCUCUCCUCAAUCGGUUUCACUCCAAAUGUCCUGCACAUGCACACGCUGACAUGCUGUACGCGCCUUAAUUAAUGCAGAGUUCAGUAAGUGCAAAGAGCUCAUGUGUAAACUAGAGAGUCGUCUAAACUCUUUAUAUGCUUUGCUGUGUACGUUUAGCUAGGCCUCAACUUGUACUGACUUCAGAUCAUUAGAAUAGUAGAAAGAGUUAAUUUAUUUUCUCCCUACCAAAAGCAAACCCCCUCCCUCCCUCU
Engraulis encrasicolus (European anchovy) is the source of this 10462-nucleotide messenger RNA. Its product is annotated as chromodomain-helicase-DNA-binding protein 3-like. Gene Ontology annotation, cellular component: nucleus; chromatin. The record is from RefSeq and is a predicted model, not a curated record. Bases 406 to 7167 code for a protein of 2253 amino acids. Lineage: Eukaryota; Metazoa; Chordata; Actinopteri; Clupeiformes; Engraulidae. The transcript has 41 exons. Gene Ontology annotation, molecular function: histone binding; ATP binding; ATP-dependent chromatin remodeler activity. Gene Ontology annotation, biological process: negative regulation of transcription by RNA polymerase II; chromatin remodeling.